AUGAAUGGAGCAGUUGAAGCUGUAAACAAGAAUAUCAAGAAGCUUUUAAGGAAGAUAGUGGAUAGUCAGAGACAAUGGCAUGAGAAGUUACCAUAUGGUCUGCUCAGUCAUCGUACCACAAUCAGAACUUCUACUGGGGAAACUCCUUAUAUGAUUAUUCAAGAGGUUGGUUUAGAUGAUACAGAAUGGAUUCGCAGCAGGAUUGAACAGUUAAUGCUCAUUGAUGAGAAAAGAAUGGAAGCAGUUUGUUAUGGUCAACUAUAUCAGAACAGAAUAGCUAAAGCAUUCAACAAGAAAUUCAAACCCCGACAGUUCACACCGGGAAAAUUAAUAUUGAAGAAGAUAUUUCCUCAGCAAGGAGAAGCUAAAGGGAAAUUUGCACCAAACUGGCAAAGCCCUUACGUGGUUCAUAAAGUACUAUCUAGAGAAGCGAUAAUCUUGGCAGAAAUGGACGGCACAGUGAGCACGAAGCCAAUCAAUUUAGACUCCAUCAAAAAGUACGCUCAAGAUCUGGAUCAGAAUACUGAAGACAAAGGGGCCCCAUAG
Solanum dulcamara is the source of this 546-nucleotide messenger RNA. RefSeq lists its product as uncharacterized. The record is from RefSeq and is a predicted model, not a curated record. Bases 1 to 546 code for a protein of 181 amino acids. The transcript has 3 exons. Lineage: Eukaryota; Viridiplantae; Streptophyta; Magnoliopsida; Solanales; Solanaceae. Gene Ontology annotation, molecular function: nucleic acid binding.